GAGACACAGGGAGACAGGGGAUUGAACGAGACACAGGGAGACAGGGGAUUGAACGAGACACAGGGAGACAGGGGAUUGACUGAGACACAGGAAGACAGGGGAUUGACUGAGACACAGGGAGACAGGGGAUUGACCGAGACACAAGGACACAGGGGAUUGAACGAGACGGGAUUGACCGAGACACAGGGAGACAGGGGAUUGACCGAGACACAGGGGAUUGAACGAGACACAGGGAGACAGGGGAUUGAACGAGACACAGGGAGACAGGGGAUUGACCGAGACACAGGGGAUUGACUGAGACACAGGGAGACAGGGGAUUGAACGAGACACAGGGAGACAGGGGAUUGACUGAGACACAGGGAAACACAGGGGAUUGGAACGAGACACAGGGAGACAGGGGAUUGACCGAGACACAGGGAGACACAGGGGAUUGAACGAGACAGGGAGACAGGGGAUUGACCGAGACACAGGGAGGCGUCUCCAACUUGUAAUUCAGCGCCACGCCACCGCCGGCGCCCCCUGGAUCGGUCGAUUUCAGAGUCGCCGCCAGCUGCGGAUCGAAUCGAGAUUACCUCUAAAUCCGGAUUAAUCCACUCGCUGCCGUCCAGCAUUCACGGAGCGGGGUGGUGCCGAAACGUCGUCUCGUUACGGUCCGUUGCAUCGUCGCUCAUCAGCGGGCUCUGGGCGGAGCGGCGUCCGAGCCCCAAGCGUGCCCAGUUGUGUGGUGGUGGGGAGGGUUUUGGUGAAAUAUGAUGGCUUUUGUCCGCUGUGGCGGUGUUUUGGAUUUCAUCUCAGACUGAGAGGGGGGUGGUGGUGGCUGCUGCUGCCUUUGGACCGGACCCGUGGCCUGCCACGCUGCGGCCUUUGUCCUCGUGUCGCAGCAGAACGCAGCCCUUAACGCGAUUUUGUUUUAACACAUUUACAAAAAAACGUGGAAUAAUCACCCAAAGGGGGUUAUCGGCACGAAUUAUUAAUCCUACGUGUAUAGAUUUCAUAACGCCUUAUUGCAAAGCGCUUUACGGCAACUGUAACAUUGUACAUAAGGUGAUUGUGGUUGAGAUAAAGUGACGUUAAAAGUGGCGAUAUAAGUCACGGUUUUUGUGUUCAACACCGGACCGCUGCCUUGGGUCAAAUCCACUUCACGCUAAACUGCAUGUGCCGAAGCAAGUUGGGGCAGCGUUGUCCGUGUCAUUGUAUUUUUUAAAGUCCACGCUCCAGUCGCCGCAUUCUCUUUUGCGAGCUGCGCUUAAAGCGUCAGAUCCCUCGUGGGUAAUCCAGCACAGUGUAGUUCGCGCCUGCCUGCGGGAAUAAGUCCGCCGCGUUCCGUGGCUGUGGAGGUGAACGCCAGCGGUUGCCGAUCGAUGUAUCGUCGGCACGGGUGAAUUAUUUUACGAAGGUAACUCGCGCGACGAAGGCACAGGAAGAAGAGGAGGAGCCGACGUUCCGGGGCCGUGGCUGGGCGACACUUUCCUCACGCCCUGAAUUAUUUAAUGUCCCCCCCCCCCCUUUUGCAUGGCAGUGUCUGGUGUCACGGUCUCACAGACUCGUUCACACUGUAGCGAGAGAGAGGUGCGGAUAGGGUUAUAGGAGUUAACAUUUGGACUGCUAUUGAGACGCCUGGGAGGUGUGGGUGUGAGGCUGUGUAGCUUUGUUGUGCAUUACAUGAGGUUUUUUUUUACUUUAGGCUGACCGGUUUUACAACACAGGACCUGUGACUUUACAAGAACAACGUGCUGUAGGAAUACUCUACGGCAGAGUGCUGCAGUGUUACGUGCGGAGAGCCGUAUUAGAAGCCAGAUGCAACAUGACUAACAGGAAUGGGCAUCGGCCGCUGAGGACGCGGCUGGCGGGAGCUGCGGGCCCGUGGCACGCGGCGGCGAUGGAGCGCUCGAGAGAGAUGCCGGCACCCGGCCGCUUCGAGGGCGGCGACACGUCGCGCACUCGCUGGACCCACGAGGAGACGCUGGCGUUGCUCUCCAUCCUCAAGCAGAUGAACGUUGGCGGCGCGAUGGACGCCCGCAACCAGCGCAACACUCCCUUUUUCCUGCGCGUCAUGGAGCUGCUGCGCCAGCGCGGUAUUGCCUGCUGGACCCUGACGCAGGUGCGUGUGCGCUGGAAGAACCUCAAGGCGCGCUACCUGAUGGCGCGGAGGGCUCGCGAGCGUGGCGGGGGAGGUGGCGGUGGCAUAGGGGGAGCGGGCGGUGGAGUGAGGGACCGCGGCAAGGGCGCCUUCGCCUACUUCAAGGAGAUAAACGAGAUCAUCGGAGGGCGACCGUGCGUGGCCGUCACUCGGGAGGGCCACAGGGCUGGUGUCGCUGGGGAUCGGCACGUGGAGCCCGGCGAUCGACGGUGCUACGAGUUCCGGGAGGAAGACCACGUGGAGCCUAAUUUCAAGCAGGAGGCCAUGGAGUCGAAGUCUCAUUCUCCACCGUACUUCGCGGAAGUGGAGGUGUCUGGGUUUACGGAUCACAUGGACAUGGCACAGGGAGUGAAGGAGGAGGUGGAGGAUGAUGUCGAAUCCUACUCGCCCCAGUGCAACUUUGAGGGCGACACCGCAGGCACCGCGUGCAUCGUCCCACGGAGCUGGACGUCGAACGUCGAUGUGACCGGCGAAAGUGCGGCUCCCUCCACGUCGCUGGGCGGCGCCGUCCCACCGCGGCCCUGCAGCGGCGGCGGCGGCGGCAGCUCGAGCGACGGCUCGGGCGCCGGCGACCUGCCGGCGCAGCAGCGCGCGUACCUCGGGGCGCAGGAGCGCAUGCUGCUGCGGCUGCAGCGCAGCAGCCAGGAGGCGUCUUUCGCGUUCCAGCGCGAGCUGCAGGCCGACGAGAUGCGCCUCCUGGAGCCGCACCUGCAGGCGGCCGCCGGCGUCGCCGCCUCCUUCCUGGGCGUCAUGGAGCGCUUGUCGUCGCUGCUCGAGGCCACCGUGCGGGACCUUCCCUUCGCGAGCUCCGCGGCGAUGACGGCGGCGGCCGGCGAUGACCGCGCGCCAUCGUCGCCGACGCCGCAGACUCCGGGCCAAGCGCCCCCCACCUCGAACCAGUCACGCGGAGAACAGGCGGCACCGCCGCGGUCGCCCCCGCACCACCGCCGCCACCACCACCGCCGGCACCACCUUCACCACCUUCACCAUCAAGGGCUGCUCGCGGACGCGGACGUGGACGGGCCCGUUCCCUCGCUGGGUCCGCACGGACGCGCGGCCAACGGAGAUCGAUCCCACGGCGACGAGACGGAGACGGAGACGCCGACGGCGGCUAGUCCUGUGGCGGGCACGGCGGCGGCGUCGUCGGCGGCGAGGAGGGACGCGCGAACCCCACUGCUCGCCACGUCGUCGCCGCCCCGGCGCUUGGGCUACGGAGGACACAAGCUGCCCGCGCGGUUCAGGACGGCCGAGAAGUAGCACUCGCGCCCGCCACGGGUGGGCGUGAUCCGUGCGCUGCGCAGGCGGUUAGAGAGAAAUUGACUUCGGACGCUGAUGGGAAGCAGAUGCUUGUCUUAGGAUGCUCCCAGCCCAGGGUGCAGAGCCACGCUCUGGCUUUCUAGGUUUACCAGUUGGCGGACUGAAGCAAAACACGGGUUGUGGACUGGCUACCACUUGCAUUUCUUGUUGCGUCGUUCAAGUCUGAAGGUGCCUUGGUGAUUCGUGCGCAGAUGUUAAGCGUCUUUUCAACCUCAUCCUAUUACGGUUUGCAUUUACUUAAUAGUGAACACGCUGAAUUGGUCUUAAAAGCACUGUUCUCGUUGCGACUUCUGCUGUAGUGCGGUACCUGUGGCUUGAGCACUUUGACCCCGCAAUCGGAAGAUUGUGAGUUUAAAUCGGAGCCUGUGGAGAACACGGGCCCCUUUCAUAGAGAUGUGGAAUUGACGCCACUGGCUCAUAGCCAAAAUCAUGGAAAUGAACAGCACAACCUAAUCAAUCUCAUUUGAGCAGGGAGACACUUUUGACGGGUUUUUUUUUUACACUUUAGCUGAAAUUCCCCAAGGUUUGGACCAAGUGAACGAGCUGAGCAGAGGAGCUGGCAUGAGCUGGCACGUGGACGUACGCCAGCUGGUCGAGCAGUGAGAGUCGUGACAUGGACCGAAAUUUGACGGAGCUGAAGUUUUCUUGAGCCAUAGUGAGACUUUAUCGUUGCAAUUGUUGGCAUACAAGGUAGAGAAGAAUUGCGUUUUUACUUCAUGUACGUAUUGUGCACCUGUUACACUGACGUUAUUGUUUUCAAUGUUAAAAUUGUAUCAUUGCAACACUGAAUAGUCAGGAUUGGCGGAUGUGUGGAAGGGUUGGACCGUCACGGGGCGUGAACACUAGCUUUUGAAAUUGGCCAUCGUCACGAUUUUUAACUGUUGAGAAAGUAAAACCAAAAAGGUUUUUUUUUUAAUUCAAAUAAGUGCAAACACGAGAGCGGUUGUAGAAAUGCGUGCAAAGAACAAACCUGGCCAAAAAGUGAGAACCAUGCUCCAUCCUCACUGCACACAUUCAUUGUUUUUAGGGGGAAAAGCAGUUUUAUAUUUUUCCCCCCUCUCGCAUAAUGUCAAUAUAAAAAAAAUAGUGGAUAGAGCAGA
This is a messenger RNA of Petromyzon marinus (sea lamprey), 4557 nucleotides long. Lineage: Eukaryota; Metazoa; Chordata; Hyperoartia; Petromyzontiformes; Petromyzontidae. The record is from RefSeq and is a predicted model, not a curated record.